Trichoderma reesei QM6a is the source of this 819-nucleotide messenger RNA. Lineage: Eukaryota; Fungi; Ascomycota; Sordariomycetes; Hypocreales; Hypocreaceae. The record is from the annotation of a RefSeq genome assembly.
AUGCCUUAUUAUAACUAUAAGGUAUAAAUACUAAGCCUUUAACUAGAAGUUAUAAUAAUUUAAAGAGUAUAAGUAGUAGUAGUUUUAGCAGCACUAUAGUUAUAAUACACUUAUACUUUAUAAUAUAUAUUCUUUAUUUAAUUAUACUAGGACUAGCUAAGCCUAUAUUAAAACAGCAGGCUAAGCCUACUUAUAAAGAAAUGCAGCAGGCUAGGCCUGCUACUAAAGCAGAUAUGCAGUAUAUAGAUUUUUAAUAAGCUUUAAAAUAUAAGAUACUUAUACUAGUAACCCUUAAAAAGUCAUUACCGUUUAAGGAGAUAUUAGUAUCUGCUAGUGCUGCCUCUGCUGCUGUCUCUGCUGCCUCUACUGCCUCUGCUGCCUCUGCUGCCUCUACUGCCUCUGCUGCCUCUGCUGCCUCUACUGCCUCUGCUGCCUCUGCUGCCUCUGCUGCCUCUGCUGCCUCUGCUGCCUCUGCUGCCUCUGCUGCCUCUGCUGCCUCUGCUGCCUCUGCUGCCUCUGCUGCCUCUGCUGCCUCUGCUGCCUCUGCUGCCUCUGCUGCCUCUGCUGCCUCUGCUGCCUCUGCUGCCUCUGCUGCCUCUGCUGCCUCUGCUGCCUCUGCUGCUGCUGUAGCCACCUCCUUGGUGUGCAGUGAUAGACUUAACAAGAUAUGCUAUAGUUUUAUGCAUAGGCGUAAGAUUAGCGGCGGCACAUAUUAUCAUCCUAGGACUAAGGAGGCGGCUGCAGCAGCAGCAGAGGCAGCAGCAGAGGCAGCAGCAGAGGCAGCAGCAGCAGAUAGGUGUAGGAUACUCUACCUAGGGG